Molecule: messenger RNA, 1391 nt
Organism: Pistacia vera
Lineage: Eukaryota; Viridiplantae; Streptophyta; Magnoliopsida; Sapindales; Anacardiaceae
Product: alpha/beta hydrolase domain-containing protein WAV2
Exons: 8
Coding region: 71-1021 (316 amino acids)
Biological process (GO): proteolysis
Cellular component (GO): membrane
Molecular function (GO): palmitoyl-(protein) hydrolase activity; serine-type peptidase activity
Source: RefSeq, a predicted model, not a curated record
GGCAACACUAAAUUACAUACCUACAGAAAAGAGAUAAAAAAAGAAAAUCAGAAACCUAAAAACGACAGCAAUGGUCUCCUACGUGAGUGCAUUGUUGUACGGAAUGGGAGGCAUAGUGAUGGCCGGGAUGGCACUGUUGGUCGCUUUCCAAGAGAAGCUUGUUUACGUCCCGGUUCUUCCUGGUCUCACUAAAUCCUACCCGAUUACACCCGCCCGACUCCGACUUAUUUACGAGGACGUCUGGCUUCGAUCCUCCGAUGGCAUUCGUCUCCAUGCCUGGUUCAUCAAGUUCUUUCCCGAUUGCCGAGGUCCAACCAUUUUGUUUUUCCAAGAGAAUGCAGGAAAUAUCGCUCACCGUCUUGAAAUGGUUCGCAUAAUGAUACAGAGAUUGCAUUGCAAUGUGUUCAUGCUUUCAUAUCGAGGUUAUGGAGCAAGUGAUGGCUAUCCUUCUCAGCAGGGAAUUAUAAAUGAUGCUCAGGCUGCAUUGGAUCAUCUUUCUCAGAGAACUGACAUUGACACAUCUAGAAUAGUUGUAUUUGGAAGGUCACUUGGAGGUGCAGUUGGUGCUGUGCUUAGUAAAAACAAUCCUGAUAAGGUUUCUGCAUUGAUACUGGAAAACACUUUUACAUCUAUUCUGGACAUGGCUGGAGUUCUGCUGCCCUUCUUGAAGUGGUUUAUUGGAGGCAGUAGUUCAAAAGGUCCCAAACUUCUUAAUUUUCUUGUACGUUCUCCAUGGAGUACGAUUGAUGUUGUUGGCGAGAUUAAGCAGCCGAUUCUUUUUCUCUCUGGAUUGCAAGACGAGAUGGUUCCACCAUCUCAUAUGCAAAUGCUGUAUGCUAAAGCAGCUGCUCGUAAUAAUCAGUGCAAGUUUGUGGAAUUUCCUAGUGGCAUGCAUAUGGACACUUGGCUGUCUGGUGGUGAUCACUACUGGAGAACGAUACAGCAGUUCCUUGAUCAACAUGUUUCUGAGAAAAGAGAAACUGAAGCAUCAAGCAAUUAUACAGGUUUCGAGGGAAGGUGACUGUUGUGCAUGUAAAGUUUUUGAGAUUUAUUAGUUGGCUCAGACCAGGACCUCAAAUUGUUUCUCCCUUUUCUUGAAGUUGCAGCUGUUAAAAGCACACUAUGAGGAGUUGUUGGUUUAACGAACUCCAGUAGACGCCAGAACGAUGUGAAUGCUCUUUCGUAUACUGUAUGACUUUGACAUAUACACUGAAUACUUAAUCUCUUCUGACCAAUUCAUUGUAUGAAAUAAGAAGUCUUUGAAAAUGCAGAUGCUAGAUAGUUUUGUUGUAUUGAUGUGUAGACAAGACUGUUUAUAUGAUUAUAUCAUUACCCGGAUCCGAUAUGAUAACUGUUUCCUGGACAUACUUAAAAUUUUUGGUCUUUGAAGU